CACCUGCCUGCCCUUCUGCCGUCCAAGUGCCCUGACUGUGCCAUUGCGCCAGCCAUGGAGAACGAGCUGCCAGUCCCCCAUACAUCCAGCAGCACCAGCAGCAGCUGCAACAGUGGCAGCAGCGGUGGGAGUGGCCGGCCCACGGGGCCCCAGAUUUCUGUGUAUAGCGGCAUUCCUGACCGGCAGACUGUGCAGGUGAUCCAGCAGGCGCUGCACAGGCAGCCCAGCACGGCGGCCCAGUACCUGCAGCAGAUGUACGCGGCCCAGCAGCAGCACCUCAUGCUGCAGACGGCCGCGCUCCAGCAGCAGCACCUCGGUGGCGCCCAGCUCCAGAGCCUGGCGGCCGUUCAGCAGGCAAGCCUGGUGGCCAACAGACAAGGGAGCACGUCAGGCAGCAACGUGUCUGCACAGGCCCCAGCCCAGUCAUCCUCGAUCAAUCUGGCAGCCUCCCCAGCAGCAGCCCAGCUCAUCAACCGGGCGCAGAGCGUCAACUCGGCGACAGCCUCAGGCAUCGCCCAGCAGGCUGUGCUCUUGGGCAACACGUCAUCUCCGGCCCUGACGGCAAGCCAAGCACAGAUGUAUCUAAGGGCACAGAUGCUCAUCUUCACGCCCACGGCCACCGUCGCUACUGUGCAGCCUGAGCUCGGCACUGGCUCCCCCGCCCGGCCCCCCACCCCCGCCCAGGUACAGAACUUGACCCUUCGAACACAGCAGCCACCAACUGCAGCAGCCUCGGGCCCUACCCCCACCCAGCCUGUCCUGCCCAGCUUGGCCCUGAAACCCACGCCAGGUGGUAACCAGCCUCUGCCUACCCCAUCACAGGGCAGAAACACCGCUCAGGGUUCCCCCGCAGGUGCCAAGCCUGGCAUAGCUGACAGCGUGUUGGAGCCACUCAAGAAAGGAGAUGGUAACAGCAGCGCACCGGGGAGCAUUGAGGGCCGGGCUGGGCUCAGCCGGAUGGCCCCCGCUGUGGCCACCCACCCCCUCGUCGCACCAGCUUAUGCUCAGCUACAACCGCACCAGCUCCUCUCGCAGCCGCCCUCAAAGCACCUGCAGCCCCAGUUUGUGCUCCAGCCGCAGCCCCAGCAGCCAGCACCGCCACCGCCACAGCAGUCCCGGCCAGCACUCCAAGCCCAGUCCCACCCCCAGCUCGCCUCUGUCCCUCCCAGCCUGACCCUGCAGCCCAGCCCCGAAGCCCACGCCCAGCCACUAGGCCCAGUUACUCCCGCCCUGCCUCUCCAGUGCCCCACGACCAACCUGCACAAGGCUGGCGGCACCCAGCAGUGUCACCCUCCCACGCCGGACGCUGGGCCUCACAACGGAUACCCUGAGGGCCUGGCCCACACCCCUCAACGCAGGUUCCAGCAUGCUUCAGCUGUCAUCUUACAACUGCAGCCUGCCUCACCAGUGCCCCAGCAAUGCGCCACGGAUGACUGGAAGGAAGCAGUACCCGGGGAGAAGAGUGUGCCCGAGACUCAGUCUGGCCCAUCGCCCCAUCAACAGGCCAUCGUCACCGCCAUGCCUGGAGGCCUGCCCGUCCCCAAGAGCCCUAACAUCCAGCAGUCCCCAGCUCACGAGACAGGGCAGGGCAUUGUUCAUGCACUGACCGACCUCAGCAGCCCCGGCAUGACCUCAGGGAACGGAAAUUCUGCCUCCAGCAUCACCGGCACUGCCCCCCAGAAUGGUGAGAAUAAACCACCACAGGCCAUUGUGAAACCCCAAAUCCUGACGCAUGUUAUCGAAGGGUUUGUGAUCCAGGAGGGGGCGGAGCCUUUCCCGGUGGGACGCUCGUCCCUGCUGGUGGGGAAUCUCAAGAAGAAGUAUGCACAGGGGUUCUUGCCUGAGAAACUUCCCCAGCAGGAUCAUACCACCACCACUGACUCUGAGAUGGAGGAGCCCUAUCUGCAGGAAUCCAAAGAGGAGGGUACUCCCCUCAAGCUCAAGUGUGAGCUCUGUGGCCGGGUGGACUUUGCCUACAAGUUCAAGCGUUCCAAGCGCUUCUGUUCCAUGGCGUGUGCCAAGAGGUACAACGUGGGGUGCACCAAGCGAGUGGGGCUUUUCCACUCGGACCGGAGCAAGCUGCAGAAGGCAGGAGCCACGACCCACAACCGCCGUCGGGCCAGCAAAGCCGGCCUGCCGACACUUACAAAGGACACCAAGAAGCAGCCGACGGGCGCCGUGCCCCUCUCAGUCACAGCUGCACUGCAGCUGACGCACAGCCAGGAGGACUCCAGCCGAUGUUCCGAUAACUCAAGCUACGAGGAGCCCUUGUCGCCCAUCUCAGCCAGCUCGUCCACUUCCCGCCGGCGACAAGGCCAGCGGGACCUGGAGCUUCCAGACAUGCAUGUGCGGGACCUGGUGGGCAUGGGACACCACUUCCUGCCAAGCGAGCCCACCAAGUGGAAUGUGGAAGACGUCUACGAAUUCAUCCGCUCCCUGCCAGGCUGCCAGGAGAUAGCAGAGGAGUUCCGUGCCCAGGAGAUCGAUGGGCAGGCCCUGCUGCUGCUCAAGGAGGACCACCUGAUGAGCGCUAUGAACAUCAAGCUGGGGCCUGCCCUGAAGAUCUACGCCCGCAUCAGCAUGCUCAAGGACUCCUAGGGCCGGCUGGUGCAGCCAGGGUUCUGGCCCGGGGCUCCUCCUCCCGACUGAGCAGAGCCAGACAGACAUUCCUGAGGGGCCCAGAAAUGGGGCCAGUCGGAGGGAAGGGCUCUCCCUAUGGGGCGUGGCUGGUGAGGAGGUCUUGGCACCCCCUCAAUGGCUCUCAGGGGCCUUUCUUUCUGUGGGAGGGGCAGAGAGGUAGGUGGCAUGGAAGAUGGGGCUUUAUGCUUGUAAAUAUUGAUAGCACUGGCUUCCUCCAAAGUCCCAAUACUCUAGCCCCGCUCUCUUCCCCUCUCUCUGUCCCCCAUUUUCCAGGGGGUAUAUGGUCAGGGCUCCCAACCUGAGUUGGGUCACUUUCAAGGGCAGCUGUCAGGCCUGGAUCGAGGCCUUGCAAGCCCUUGCCUGCCUUUCUCCCACUUCUCCCUCCGGGCCUGGCUAACUCUUCCGUUGCCGGCUUCUCCCCCUUCAGCCCGAUUCUGAAGCAGCCAGGGGUUCUCCCCCUUCACCCUCCACAGGUGGAGAGAGAGAAGCUGGGCCCGGUUUGGCCACGCCUGCUGGCACAGACGCCUUAACGCUGUGUGUGUGACUGGAUGACUGUGUAGGAGCCUGGACUGGCAGAUGGGCCCAGAGCCACCCUCUGGCAUCUCCAGGUGUUCUGUAGCAAACAGCCACUUAGUGCUUUGUCCUGGACUCCACUCAGCCUCAGGAUGGGGAAUAGAAAAGAAGGGCAGCCUCCGUGCAGAGAGGCGAGAUCAGAAAGCGACGAAGAUCAGGAGGUUUUCCUUUCCAGAGUGGGCAUGCUGUCUCCGAAGUCCUUCCCACACUGUGAAGUCCCCCCGACUGGCCUGCUGUGCCACAGAUGGCAUUAUGGGAGCUGCUGCGGGCUGGGCCUCCUGGCCUGCCUGCCCACCCGCCCGCCGCCCUGGGAGCCCCAGAGUGGGGGCCCAGAGAACGUCGGAGGGCAGAGAAGAGCUGGGGUGACGUUCCCUUGAAGAAGGCAGCCUUGGGCCUCCCGCUUCCACCCUUCUUUGCCUCUUGAACUUGCUAGCAGUUUGAGCUACCUGCAGAGGAGGCAGGGCAGGAAGGGCGAGGGCCUGCCUCUGACUUGCCCUGUCCUCGGAGGCUCCUGGGGGAAGAGCAGGGCUCUCCCCAGGAAAGGGGGGGGCACCGUUCUCAGCUUGUUCUAUUCCCCACUCACACCCCCAGGCAGGGUUGGAAAUGAAGGACUUUUUUAACCUUUUGUUUUUGUUUUUUAAAAAUAAAUCUGUAAAAUCUG
This is a messenger RNA of Lontra canadensis (Northern American river otter), 3874 nucleotides long. RefSeq names its product polyhomeotic homolog 2 (gene PHC2). Lineage: Eukaryota; Metazoa; Chordata; Mammalia; Carnivora; Mustelidae. The record is from RefSeq and is a predicted model, not a curated record. The transcript is spliced from 14 exons. Gene Ontology annotation, molecular function: protein binding; zinc ion binding. Gene Ontology annotation, cellular component: nucleus; PRC1 complex. The coding region runs from base 55 to 2598 and encodes 847 amino acids.